This is a messenger RNA of Colletotrichum scovillei, 2615 nucleotides long. RefSeq names its product protein phosphatase 2C. The coding region runs from base 451 to 2397 and encodes 648 amino acids. Gene Ontology annotation, molecular function: protein serine/threonine phosphatase activity; cation binding. The record is from RefSeq and is a predicted model, not a curated record. Gene Ontology annotation, biological process: protein dephosphorylation. The transcript has a single exon. Lineage: Eukaryota; Fungi; Ascomycota; Sordariomycetes; Glomerellales; Glomerellaceae.
UACGUCGCUGGGUCCAUCCAUGAUCCAACCGAGGCCGACAGUGUGCCUUGGCCAAACCCAAUCCUCCAAUCUCACAGCGUCAAGACUAAGUAGUCAAUCGUAGAAACAAACACAAAAGCUGUCAAGCAAACUCUACGACCCAUCUGUCCCUCCCGCCCUUUCGACACUUUCACGGGGCUACGCACGAUAUCCAGCUCGGUGGUUGUCCAUUGCCAUUGCCAACGCCAAUGCCUCGCCGUCGCCGACGCAAUAGCUGACAAGCCUUCCCCUCGUUCGCGCCAUCGACCAAAGCUCGCCCACCCAGAAUCCCGCUCCACGCUCCCUAGGCCGCCGUUCAAGCUUGACGAGCUAGCCCAUGGCUUUCGCAAGCUUGAAGGUCGUCCUACUUGAGCUGCUGCAGUGCCGGUGACGCUCUCUUCCUCGCCAACACACUCCCGCCCUUUCGGAACAAUGCCAGCUUUAACACGCGGUCUCGCAACGCGACGAAUACCGCCGUAUCAUGAAACGGCGCGGACCCUCUCGUCACCAGCUAUGCGAUGUGUAUAUUCCUCCCUGGAUACCGGCAUCGGAACUUCCAUUGACAAGCCCACCUCUUCCGCACUCCCCAGGCACCCGCCCCGACGAUGCUACACUACCCAAGAGCCAACCCCUCGAUGGCUUUCGAUUCGGACCCGCACGUCACUCGGUUACGAACAAGGAAACAUACUGAAGACUGACAGACUAUCGAGCUCGACAAGCCGGCGACUCUUUCAUAACUACUUCGUCACCCAUCUCCCAUCAUCUUCUCUGCAUCCCGACUCCCGAACGUCAUCCGGCCCCGGUCACAAGCUGCCCCGCGAUGCUUCGACCCCCCACAAAGUAACGCCGGGGUCAUCUCCAGUGGCCGCAGCACUCAGCAUGCCAAGCCGAGAUCUUACAGUAGUCCGGAUCCCGCUCAAGAGAGCUAAGCAUCAUUUUGGCGUUUUCUCUUCGAGGGGUCAACGGGGGUACAACGAGGACACCAACCAAGCCGGCACUAUCAACAUGCCGGCUUUUGCUAAAAGGGCCCCUAUCAGUCUUCAGAGGCGACCGAUCCAGAAACCAAACGAGGCGACAUCGGCCGACAGCGCACUUGGUGACCCCCAGGUCUUCUACUUUGGUAUAUUCGACGGACACGGCGGAUCUCAGUGCGCCGAGUUCUUACGUGAUGAGCUGCAUGGCUACAUCGAGCAAUCCUCUGCCGAGUUUGGCCUUCAGAGUAGCUUGGCAAGGAGCCCGGCACCAGAGACGGGUCGCAAGGAGGAAGACCCGAAUGAGGAGCUCUUUAUGAAGACAGAAGAAGAUGUCAAGGACGACAUUCGUGUUCCCGAGGAAGACAAGCAUGGCGUUUUGACGAAUCCGGAAAGAGAGGAGCCCAUGAAAGGGGCCAAACCAGUCUCAGCCAAAGUAGAAGACAUCCCAAAGGCUAUCAAGUUGGCACAGGAUCUUGUGGAAGAGUAUCGUCAGACUGUCGGAGGGUACUUUCGGCGCUUCAACCCCGAGUACUUUCAACUGUCGGAAGAGAAGAUGAACGAUGCCGACGAGCCUGGGGUGACGGUUGAGUCCGUCCUCAUGUACGCCUUCCUCAGAGCAGACUUGGAUUUCAUCUCUGCCCAGGCGCGCAAACCCGAUCCCGACGACCCUCAAGCAAACGAUCGCCCCGUCAAUAACGACGAGAUCCUUGGAGUUCCACACAAGCCACCAUCGGGCCACGGCAUUGGUGGCCCGGCUCGCUUCAAGGGCGGAUCGACGGCAUCCGUGGCUCUCAUUUCGACGCCUACUCCAGCACCAUUCUGGCAUCCUAAUGCGCAGUCUACCCUGAUUGUUGCUCACGUGGGUGACACCCGUAUACUUCUUUGCACAACGGCUACCGGCCUCGCACAACCCCUGACGUCAGACCACCACCCAACCACUCCCACGGAAAGCCGUCGUCUCCGCCGCUAUGCGCCGGCCGGUUCAAUGGUCUCGGCAGACAGCUUCGGGGAGGACCGGAUCGCGGGGCUGGCCAAUAGCCGCGCAUUCGGCGACAUGCGAAGCAAACGCAUCGGCGUGUCGGCCGAGCCAGAAAUAACCCGCGUCGAGAUUGGCCCAGCGCAGUAUUCCUUCCUAGUCCUCAUGAGCGACGGCAUCUCAGGCACACUCAGCGACCAGGAGAUUGUCGACGUGAUCAAGGAGGCCAGGACGCCCGAAGAGGGCGCCAAGGAUGUCGUCAACUAUGCCACCGAGGUCUCCCACGACGGCGACAACGCCACCUGUCUGGUAGUCAGACUCGGCGGCUGGGAGCGAAGGUCGGAGGGCGGAGUUGGUAGUCUCGGCACCAAGGAGAUCCGUGACAAGAGGAGGGCAGAGGCGCUGGAUCCUCGGCGCGGCAAGCAGUAAUACUUUCAACCACUGCGGGAUAUUCACCAUGCAUAUCCUGUUCAAAAUCAUGGAGCAUUGUUCACCAUCGUUAUCACAUCUUCAGGAGUUGGGCAUCUCGGAAUGGGCUUUCAUCGGCUGGUCUGCCACAUAUGAGCAUUGGCAGGAAGGGUUGGUUAUUCGAGAGGGAUAAGAUAAACCAUAACAUACAAGUCAACAAAUACGAACAUCAAGCACAG